Messenger RNA from Suillus plorans, 941 nucleotides. RefSeq lists its product as uncharacterized. NCBI's taxonomy places the organism in Eukaryota, Fungi, Basidiomycota, Agaricomycetes, Boletales, Suillaceae. The transcript is spliced from 7 exons. Bases 1 to 756 code for a protein of 251 amino acids. Gene Ontology annotation, molecular function: oxidoreductase activity. The record is from RefSeq and is a predicted model, not a curated record.
AUGCCUAGCAUCAGCGAUUGUCGUUCCCUUGCCCUUGCAAUCUUGGACCUCCCUUCUCAGCCAACCGUCAUUGUCUGUGGGCGCCGCAAGGAAAGGCUCGACGAACUGGUUGCCUCCCACAAUGCCACCGGACGACUCAAGAGUGUUACUCUUGACGUGCUUUCAGAACGCAACGCUCUCAAGUCUUCCAUCGAAGAUAUCGUCAACACUUACCCAGACCUUGACGCUGUUCUUUUCUCGAGUGGCAUUCAACGUGCUUUCGACUUCACGAGGCCAGAUACCAUUGAUCUCGACUCUCUCGAGUGUGAACUUGCCACCAAUUAUACUUCAAUUGUCAGAAUGAUCACUUUCUUCCUCCCUCAUCUUAUCAAGCUUGGAGAGCAAGGCCGUCCGACAUUCUUGUACCCAGUUUCCUCAGGACUGUCCAUCUAUCCCGCCGCCGGAGUCCCUGACUACUGCGCAACAAAAUCUGCCCUCCACAGUUUGAGUAUCUCACUAGCUGUUCAGCUCAAGAAGAAGAAUGUUCACGUGGUCGAGAUUAUUCCUCCACUCGUCGAGUCGGAGCUGCACGGCUUCCAAGGUGCAACGCAAGGACUGAGUCGUUUCUGGCUUACGCUUGAAGAAUACACGAAAGAGACAAUGGAGGGCCUUGUUCGAGGCGACCCGUAUGUUCCAGCGGGGACUGCUGUUGAACGGUACAAAAAGUUCGAGGGUGGGAAGCUGGAGGCUGCAGCGAGGUUAUAUGGGCAAUCCUGAUUCAGACAAAGAGAACACAAAUAUUAUUGUUGUAACGUGUUCCUGGCCAUUUCGCUACUGGGAGUAAGUUCAAAAAAAUUAAACACAGUAUCUUGGGAAAUUACGUUGCGUCGUGCAUAGUCUAUGAAUACUAUUUAAGUACUAAGUAGCAGACGAAGUUAAUAUAAGCUUUGCCAAUAUACCUG